Messenger RNA from Leucoraja erinaceus (little skate), 1014 nucleotides. RefSeq names its product E3 ubiquitin-protein ligase TRIM21-like. The transcript has a single exon. The coding region runs from base 43 to 480 and encodes 145 amino acids. Gene Ontology annotation, molecular function: zinc ion binding. The record is from RefSeq and is a predicted model, not a curated record. NCBI's taxonomy places the organism in Eukaryota, Metazoa, Chordata, Chondrichthyes, Rajiformes, Rajidae.
AGAAACUGAAAUAAUUUUGAAUCAGGAGGUUGCAGAGUUAAAAUGGCUUCGAAAGAGCAGGUCGAGAGUUGGACCGAGGAGGUCGUUUGUCCUAUCUGCCUGCAUUUCUCCACCAAUCCCGUGUCACUGGAAUGUGGGCACAACUUCUGCCGCACCUGUAUCACUCAGUUUUUGGAUAGGGACAGGAAAGGGAGAAAUACCUGUCCUGAAUGUAGAGAGGAGUUCGCAGACCGCACCUUCCGGGUGAGCCGGGCCUUGGCCAGAGUGUCUGAGAAAGCUCGAACACUGAGCCUGAAUCAGAAACAGAAGGAAAGUAAACUUCACUGCGCGAUACAUCACGAAGAACUGAAGCUGUUUUGUGAAACUGACAACAAGCUGAUCUGUCUGAUUUGUGCAACUGGACAGGAACACAAGUCUCACAGCUUCAUACCGGUUAAAGAAGCUGCUGAAAUCGACAAGGUAAAAAAACAUCGACUUUGAUCGCAUUUUUGUUGAAUAAUAUAGUUAUUUUCUGAUUCUCCAAACCAUGUUAUGGGUCAGUCUGAAGAAGAGUCUCGACCCGAAACGUCACCCAAUCCUUCUCUCCAAAGAUGCCCUGUCCCGCUGGGUUACUCAUGUUUUCUGUGUCUAUUUCAGGUUCAGGUUAAAUCCUCCUUCGAUUAUCUCACAAAAAGGGAAUCAGAGAUCCAGCAAGUGGAGCAGCAACAGCUACUGAAGAUUUCAACUGUUCUGGUGAGGCUUUCCAGUUUCGAUUACCCGAUCGUGUACAUUUGAUUAAUGGAAUGCGUGUAAUAAUAGGGCUGCGUAGUGGAGAAAGUAUUGUCACUAUUUCCUAGUUCAGGUGGCCAGGUUGGAUCAUGACCUCGGGUGCUGUCUGUGUCGUCGCGUCGGAUUCCCUCCACAUUCUAAAGACCCGCUGGUUGGAUGGUCAGUCUAUAAAUUAUCCCAGGGAAAAUGGGUGCUGGACAAAUGGAAGUGAAUUAAUACUCGUGUGGAAGGGAAUGGACCGCGGAG